AAAUAGCAGAUGAUUUAAAUUAUUCAUUUGUAAAUAAUUUUAUUGUGGAACGGAGUGCAGUUUGCAAAUAUUAAAUAAAUAAUGUGCUAAUUACUUAGAAGCAAUUGUAAUAUUGAAAUUAUAUUAUUUUGCUGAAAAUCGGAGUCGGAUUUAUUUUAUUCUAGAUUUUUAUUGAAGCGAAAAUGGUGCUGAGUAGAAACGACAAGAGGAAAAGGAAAGUUGGUGACCUGGUUGAUCUUAUGGAUCCACUUUCUGAGUCUCCCAAAAGAGCUAAAGUUCACGCUCAAAGGAAAUUCGCCCAAGGAGCAGCCACUUUAUUUACUUCUCCUCAAACUUUAGUUAAAGAAAAAGAAAAACCUAAACCCAGUAAAGUCACUGAGUUGAUAACGCACAAACGUCCUAAUACUGAAGAUUUUUUAACAUUUCUUUGUUUUCGAGGAACGUCAAUAUUACCACCAAGUUUAGAUUUUUUUAAUGCCGGGUUAAAGAAAGACAAACCAGAAUCAAAAACAACAUCAAAAAAAUUAAAUAGUACAAGUAAUUCAACAUUUACACCGACACCGAGUACAUCUGGAGUAGGAUCAAAAGCAGUAACGAAUCAAAGUACAGGUGCUAAACCAACUGGAGCAACAAAAGUAACCGAGCCAACACGUAAAAAAGUAGCGACAGAGAUCCCAAAGCCGAUAAAUAAAUACAAAUCAGCGACCUCGACGAUCCAAGCUUUGAAGAAAAAGUACCAGGAGCAACGUCUGGCGAAGCAGAGGAUUGAAAAUAAAUUAAAGAAGACUUGCGUUAUAAGAACACGGUCUACCGUAGGCAGGCCUAUGCUGAAGACUGUUCACAAAUUAGCACCCCGUAAAUUUUCACGAGUUGAACCCAAGAGACACUGCCUGCGGAGCAACACGACCUUGGAGAAGCCGUUCAAGGCUUUUGGAAAAACGAAGAUGAUUAUAGCGUCCAAGGGAACGGCCAAGAAGAGAGCCGUGGUAAAAGAACCGAGUAGUGAAUCCUCGAGCUCAGAAUCUUCUUCCGAGGACAAUAAGUCGGACGUGAAGCUUACUCAGCAGAUAAAACGCACGAUUAAGAGCAUAAAGAAGAAUGCAGGAACGAAUAAGCCAGAGUCGAGACGAGUCACUCGGUCUUGUAGAGAAGUAACAACUACGGCUGCUGCAGUUGCUCAUCAACAGUCUUCAACUCAGAGGCCUUCUAGGAAGACUAAAGAAGCUGCUGCUGUUUAUAUGGAGAUAUUGAGUAGGAAAUUAGUUAGUCCUGAUUUAGAUAAUGAUGAUAAUUUGUCUGUUGAUAGUUAUCCAGAGUUACCGAACACUAGACGUCUUGUUGAGACUGAAGCUAAAGUUAAAGUUAAGAAGUUGGUGAAAGAAAAGGAUAAAGGAAAGGAUAAAGAUAAAGAUAAAGAUAAGGAUAAGGAUAAGGAUAAAGAUAAAAAUAAAGAUAAGAAAGAAGUAACGAGUAGUAAAUCAAAUCCUGGGGGAGAUAAAGGCAAAGAGAAGGCUGUAGCUAAGAAUAAAAAAGCUGUCAAGGUUCAGGAGAUUUCUGAGAGCGAAGAAGAGUCUGUUAGUUCUGAAGAAAGUACUAGAGCUAGAAGGAUGACUAGACGAAGCAGUAGCAGUGUGCCCACGGUGAAGCCAGUUACCCGCAGUCUUAGAUCAUCUUCAAGAAAUUCUCCGCAGAAGAUAGAUUCGCCGGUUGUUUCGGCUAAAAAAAACAAAACUUGGGUCAGGCGCAAGCGAGAGGUCACUGGUUCACCGGUGGAAAAAAUCAAGGAGAAGGAGGAGAAGGAGAAGGAGAAGGAGAAGAAACCUAAUGAGAAAAAGAGCAAGGAGGAGAAAGUAGAUGAAGAUUCUAGUGUGAGUAAAGUUAAGAAGAAAAAAGAAGAUAAGGAUGAGAAAGUUGAAAAAGAUAAUAAAGUUGUAAAAAAGGACGUUGGGAAGGAAAAAGUUGAGAAAGAUAUCAAAGGGUCGGAUGAUGAAGAAUCUUUUCGAGGAUUCACGAGUAAGCCGAUCACAAAGUUAAUUAAUUCGCGCAAUAGUCUAAGUGUGAAUUUAAUAGCUUCGGAGGAAGUUAAUAAAAAAUUGAGUGCUUUGAAAACAGUUACUUCUGAAACUAGAGAAAAAGUUGGUAAAACUGAAGGUUCUUUGGUUGUUAAUGAUGGGGAGGUUAAAUCUGAGCAGAAAGAAUCUCUGUCGAGUCAUGUACCUGUUGUCGGAUCGCUGUCGUCUCAAGCAAGUAUUUCAGAGCCUGAUAAAAAAUUAAAUCGCGUUGAAAAUUUAAAUCCUCCGGUAGUAGCGCCUGUUAUUAAUAUUCCACUGAUAACUUCCUCGCCGUUGGGGCGAAAAGAGCGGGUUAAUAUGUCGACAGAGCAAAUUGAAAAGUGGCUGAAUGAAAGUUCUAUGGCGAAAGAAGAGAGUAAAGCUGAGAUGGAGACUGUUAGUAAUUUUACUUAUGAAGUUCCUAAGAGUAAGAACGAUAUGAAUCAUUUAUCGAUUCCGAGUCGGAUUCAGCAUCUGGUGAGACCAGUGAAUGUCGCGAUUGCUAAAAUGGCCGAGAGAUCUUUGACGCAAGAACGUCUGAAUAACGCAGUUAGAGCUGCUACGCUUGUCAAUGCGGGGACUAUUGUAGGUGCUGGAAUUGCUAAUUUGUCUUCUCCAGUGAGUCUUGUACCCACGACUAACAGGAAUAAAAUAAAUGCUGAUAUUAAGGAAAUUAUUAAGGGAAGAAUUGCUAAGACUACUGCAACAGCUUGUGCUGUGAAUAAAGAUACUGUUUGCGAAGACAGUGAUGUAAGCUCUAGAGCUGACGGGACUACUUCUGUUGAGGGAUCUCCUGAGAAAAAAUCUCCUGAUAAGAAGUCAGUGGUACGCAAAACAUUUCUGCCCAAGGUUAAGGAACGCAAGACAGCUAUUCCGAGUAUCAAUGCUUUUUCUCCAGAAAAUGAGAGCAGUGUUUAUGCAUUUGAGAGCGACACUGAAGCUCCGGUCAACACUCCGUUCAGGCGGAAGCAGCGCGACAGCAAAUCCGGGGCUUCUGGUUCCUCCGACUUGGAUGUGUCGAGAGCAGAAAGCGAGGACGGAAACGCACGAGCUUCUGGUAAGUCUACUGAAAAAGAGGAUAAAUGUGGAAGCAAGUCAAAAAGCGUUGGCACAAGCAGUGAAGAUGUUGAAGCUAAAUCUUUUGUAACUGGAGAUAAAAUCAAGGAACCGAGUGGUAGCUAUCAAAUACCUGGUACGUUUCGGAACAUGUCUAAUGUGCAGGUAGUUCCGCUGGGAAAAAUUCCCAGUGUGUGGAAUAAUGUCAAUUGCAGUGCAUCAAUAGCCGUUCAGGUGAAUUUUGACGACCAGUCUCAAGAUUUGCAGACCCAGGGCGCUGAAGAGAGCCAACUGGUUCAACGCAGCACGGAAAUCUCAACACAAACUGAGAACACAAAUGAGAAUGAAGAUGAAAACGAUGCGCAUGUAUUUUACAUUCCCUUGCAAACUGUCGCGAGGAGUGGUCCCAAUUUGGCGCAAGGCCAGCCGUUGAUACAAGGAGUGGCUGUUAAAUUGGGCACGGAGGGACCUACGGGACCUAAUCAGCGAGUGCUGUUGAGAGCACAGUUGGUCACCAAGCCUCCGAUGGCUGUUGCGAGGUGUCCACCUGUGGGGACUGUUCAACCUACUGCUCGAACUCCGCCGACUGAUAGUGAUCCUGUAGCUUCUACUUCAAGGUCCACGUCUACGUCUACUUCAACUUCGACGUCCAAUUUGUCACCGAUAAAACCUAAUGAGGCUUCGCAAGAAGUUACUAAGCAAACUGGCGUAGCGGAAAAAAUUCCUAAGUCUCCUAAAGCAACUCGUGAGCGUAAAAGUUCAGCAGAUGCGCCUAAAGUUGCCAGAAAACUUUCUGCUAAGGCUAAGAAGAACGCUGAGAUGGCUGAUAAGUUGAAGUUUUUCCCGAAAAUGGAGGAGAAAGGUGAAGCAAGGUUAGUAGACGCUCCGACUUUUUAUCCUUCUGAGAAAGAUUUUCAGGAUCCGCUUGAGUAUAUUGAUAAAAUAAGACCUAUUGCGGAGAAAUAUGGAAUUUGCCGGGUUGUACCGCCUUCUAAUUUCAAGCCUGAGUGUAAAGUGUCGGAUGAUAUGAGAUUCACGGCUUACAAUCAGUAUAUUCAUCGCAUGCUUCAUCGUUGGGGUCCAAAUGUCAAAGAAAUGAUGGCAAUUAAAAAAUAUUUGGCCACUCAGAGCAUCACUUUAAAUCAACCGCCCUGGAUUGGAGGUAUGGAGGUAGACUUGCCGCAUUUGUAUCAAACUGUUCAGAGUUUGGGAGGACUGAAAGAAGUGAUUGAGAAAAAAAAGUGGCAGAAAGUCGCGGAUGGAAUGAAAAUUCCGAAAUCUGCUCAGGAUCGUGUCACUAAGCUCGAUGAUAUUUAUUGCAAGUAUUUAUUGCCCUACGACACGUUGUCGACGAAUGAGCGCGAGAAGUUGUUCGAUGAAGUGGAGGCUGAGUGGAGAAAACGCGAGAGCAAAGCACUGCAGAGACUCAAUAGUACGCUGUCGAGUGACAAUGAUGAUGAUGAAGACGAGGACAGUUCUGAUGAAACUGAGGAGUGUAUUGUCAAGGGUAGAAACAUGCCCUUAAACGCUUUCUACAGGAUUGCGCGGAACACUCAGCGCAUGUGGUUCUCGGAAAACCAGAGUGGGAUUGAAGCUGAUGGAGCUUCUGCUUGUGAAGUUGAAGCCGCUUUUUGGAAACACGUGUCUGAGCGCAAGCGACAUGUUUGCGUUCACUCUGCAAGCAUCGACUCGAGUGGCCGUGGGUUUGGGUUCUCUGUUGCUAAAAACAGUCCUUUUGCAAGACAUCCUUGGAACCUCAAGGUCUUGACUAACAGCAACGGCUCGGUCCUGAGAGCUUUGGGUCCGCUGAUGGGUGUCACUGUCCCCACGCUUCAUGUUGGUAUGCUUUUCAGUGCUUGCUGCUGGUACCGCGAUCCCCACGGCUUGCCUUGGAUCGAAUAUUUACACACUGGUGCUAAAAAAAUCUGGUACGGAAUUCCUGAUGAGCAUAGUAAUAACUUCCGAGAAGCUUUGUCGAAGAUGGUACCGAGGUUUUGUAAAAAUAAAACUAUCUGGCUGCCGUCUGACACUGCUAUGGUGCCGCCGGAGAUGCUGGUUAGCAAUGGUGUUCCUUUGUGUAAGACUGUUCAAGAACCUGGACAAUUUAUUGUUGUUUUUCCUAAAGCAUUCACUUCCAGUAUUUGUACGGGGUAUGUUGUCUCGGAAAGUGUUUACUUUGCACAGACUACGUGGCUUGAACAUGCUGAACAAAUAUUUAAGGAUCUUCAAGAUAGCUGUGAACCAUCAAUGUUCUCAUUUGAACGGUUACUUUUUAGUAUUAUUAAUGAUACUAGAUCUCAUGUAGAUGUAUUGAAACAGAUUUUACCGGUUGUUACAAAAAUACGAGAGCGAGAAUUAAACUAUCGUCAACAAUUAGAAUAUUAUGGAUUGAAUAAUAAGGAAAAAUUACCAUUACCUGGUAGCGGUAAACGUAAAAAAGGACAGAAAUUUUCUGAAGAUGAAGACGAUUACGAGUGUGAAAAUUGUCGCGCUACUUUGUUUGUUUCUUUAGUUAAUAAUUCUCAAGACGAUGGUGUUUACUGUCUUCCUCAUGGAUUACAAUUGAUAGGACGUAAAAAACAAGUACUUAAACAUUGUACUUUGAAGUAUACGUAUAGUGAGGACGAGUUAGACGAAUUGAUUCACAAACUGGAGGAUAAAAUUGAAGCCAAAUCUAAAAGAACUAAUCAAACUCGACAAGCUAGACUGUAAUUUAUUAUUAUUUAACGAUUUACUUAAAGCAAUUUAGAUGGUAAUUAUUAUUUUAUUUAACUUAAUAAUAUGCUUUCCAGAGAUCUAUUAUUAAUUAUUUAUUUAUUUCAAUUAUUCUUUAUAUUUAUAUUCAUAUCGUUAAUCACAAUAAGGCUAUUGAUUUUUAUCUCAUUACUUACAUAAAAUUAUUCACAAUGUAUCACAGUAGCAAUACAAUUUUAUCAAAGUGCAGACAAUAUUUUGAUAUUUUAAGCAAUCGCAGUUAUGAAGAAAAAAUAUAUAAAUUAGUGCCAAAAUAUUUUAAGUGCAAAUUGGAAUGUUUU
Cotesia glomerata is the source of this 6142-nucleotide messenger RNA. It is a transcript of the gene Jarid2, whose product is annotated as protein Jumonji. Gene Ontology annotation, cellular component: nucleus. NCBI's taxonomy places the organism in Eukaryota, Metazoa, Arthropoda, Insecta, Hymenoptera, Braconidae. The record is from RefSeq and is a predicted model, not a curated record. Gene Ontology annotation, molecular function: histone demethylase activity; DNA binding. The coding region runs from base 183 to 5819 and encodes 1878 amino acids. Gene Ontology annotation, biological process: chromatin remodeling. The transcript has 7 exons.